AUGGCACUACCCAUUCAUGCUCCACUUCGACGUGUGGUCACUACGCACAAUGGCCGCCAAUCUUCAGUUCUGUCUGAUACCUAUCUGAGCCCCACUGAUGGUUUCGCUGCCAAAGCGGCGACUAUCUGGAUCACACAUCGGUAUCCGGCUGAAUUGAAGUCAGCCGAUCCCAGUGAUGACCUUCGAAGUAGACAGAUGUACAGCAGGGGUUCACUGAUUCGCGUGGUGGACUUCCCACCCAAUUCGACUGGACACAACCACCGGACAAUGUCUCUUGACUAUGCGAUUGUUCUGAGUGGUGAACUUGAAAUGCUCCUCGACGAUGGAUCCAAGACUCGAGUCCAGGCUGGUGAUGUCAUUGUGCAGCAGGCGACCAUGCACCAGUGGAACAAUCCAACUGAAAAACCUACACGUGUCAUUUUCGUCCUACUCCCCUCUGAGCCCUUUGUUGUAGGAGAUGCCCUUGGGGAUGAGGGCAUCCCAGAAGCUUUCAGAGUGACAGCGUGA
Molecule: messenger RNA, 507 nt
Organism: Aspergillus affinis
Lineage: Eukaryota; Fungi; Ascomycota; Eurotiomycetes; Eurotiales; Aspergillaceae
Product: cupin domain-containing protein
Exons: 2
Coding region: 1-507 (168 amino acids)
Source: RefSeq, a predicted model, not a curated record